This is a messenger RNA of Nicotiana tabacum (common tobacco), 3407 nucleotides long. RefSeq names its product G-type lectin S-receptor-like serine/threonine-protein kinase At4g03230. NCBI's taxonomy places the organism in Eukaryota, Viridiplantae, Streptophyta, Magnoliopsida, Solanales, Solanaceae. The record is from RefSeq and is a predicted model, not a curated record. Gene Ontology annotation, molecular function: protein serine/threonine kinase activity; ATP binding. Gene Ontology annotation, biological process: protein phosphorylation; recognition of pollen. Gene Ontology annotation, cellular component: plasma membrane.
GAAAAGAAAGAAGACUCAGGAAAAGACAGAAGACUCAAGUCAACUGGCCAAGAUCUGAAAAGUAAGAGAGCUGGAAUAAGGUGAGCAAAUAUUUCCUAGAGCAGUAUUAUAUCCAAUCAUUGCUCCCACUUUCAGGAGCACCAUUGAUUAUUCUCUGUACUCGUCAGUCCAAAUCUGUUAUCAUAGCCAUUGUUUAAUGGCUAGCCAUAUAGGUGUCUUCUUGUUUGUAUUUUUGCUGUAUUUGAGUUACUUCAAAUGCGAUUCUAGGGACGUGUUAACCCCAGACAAUUUAUUAUCAUUAUCCAAUGGGGAAACUCUUGUAUCAGCUGGUGGGAUAUUCGAACUGGGAUUCUUUAGCCCUGCAUCUACUAACAAUUAUUAUGUAGGCAUAUGGUACGAGGUGAGUCCCGAAACGGUUGUCUGGGUUGCCAACAGGGACAAGCCAAUUCCAUUUUCAUCAACUGAACUUUUCGUUAUCGCUAUUGAUGAUGGUAAUCUCAAUGUGUUGGACUCGACAAGGAACUCAUAUUUCUCAACACAAGUAGGCACAAGUGCAUCUUCUUCACAUAAAGCGAAGCUCUUGGAUUCAGGAAACUUGGUUUUAAUUGAUGAUUCGUCAGAGAAGCCACUAUGGCAAAGUUUUGAUAAACCCACUGAUACCUUCCUUCCUGGUAUGAGGAUGGACGAUGAGUUCAAGUUGACUGCUUGGAAUAUUACCCAAAAGGACCCAAGCACUGGAAAUUACACGUUCGGGCUAAACCAAGCAGGCAAGUCUGAGUACACCAUACUCCAAAAGACGGUCAUCCACUGGAAAAGCUCUGCUCGUGCUGGUUAUUCUAAUCCCCUUAGUUUCAACGAAUUGCCCUCUAGUGUAGCAUAUAUGUUAUCCAACUUCAGUAAGGAGUUUUCCCCUGUGUCUUACUUCAAUUAUACAAGGCUAUUGAUGAAUUCCUCAGGGGAAAUACAGUUAUAUAGAUGGGAUGACAAAAGUAGAGGAUGGUUUAUGUCGUGGUCAGAACCGCAAGGUCCGUGCGGUGUGUAUGAUACUUGUGGGAAAUUUGGCAUUUGCGACAGGGAGAACAUAUUAUCAAUGUGCAAGUGUUUGCCAGGAUUCAGUCCUACUUCGCCAGACGACUGGAUGGCUGGGAAUUUUAUUGAUGGUUGUUCAAGAAAAUCAGUUACUACUUGCAACAAGAAAUCAAAAUCUGACACGUUCUUGAUUAUGUCUUCGAUGAAAUUUGAGGAGCCGGACCUGUAUUCUGAGGCGAAAAAUGAAGAUGAUUGCAGAAAUGAGUGUGUAGGAAACUGUCAGUGUGUAGCUUAUUCGUAUGAAGAUCAUGAAGCACCGAGAGGAUCUUCUAACGUAUCAGCUAGAUGCUCAAUUUGGACGAAUGAACUCCAUAAUCUUCAGGUCAACUAUAGGGGUGGCUUCAACCUCUCUGUCCGCGUAGCAAUGUCUGAUAUUGAAGUAACAAGGAGAAACUGCAGGCCUUGCGGCCCAAACGUUAUACCCUAUCCAUUAAGCAGUGAACCACAUUGUGGGGAUUCCUCGUAUUAUAGUUUUGCUUGUAAUGAUUCAACCGGAGAAGUAAGUUUCCAGACAUUGAAUGGGUCCUAUCCAGUUAUUGACAUUGAUAUUGACAACCGAACAUUUGUUAUACAAGUGCAUGAGGAAAAUUCAUGUGAUAAUACAAAAAAGCCAGGGACCCAAGUUGCAUGGCUCAAUCAGUCGUUGCCCUUUCAUCCCAUAAACCGGUGUUACAAUACUGAAAAAUUACAAAAUCGCACAUCUGGUCAAGCUAGAUAUGGAAUACGGAUGAUCAUGUGGGAACCCCCGUUAGAACCUACAUGCAUUGCUUCUGCGGACUGUGAGGAUUGGCCAAAUUCAAGUUGCAACAUGACCGGACAAGGAAAGAGAAGGUGUCUCUGCAAUCAAUACUACAAAUGGGAUGGUUCGGUAUUAAACUGUACCACAGCUUCAGGAGCAUGGAGUGAGAAAAAAGCAGCAUCUCUGAAUCUCAAAGCCCUCAUUAUUUCCAUCAGUCUAACUGCUGGAAUUGUAACCAUGUGUUCCAUUGGCUAUUUUAUCUACCAUAGAAAAAAGUUGGCAACAAGGAAAGCUAAGGAAAUAAUUCUAGGGAAUUGGGUGGAAUACUUGCCCGAGAGUGGAAGUUCAUCUAAAUAUGAGAUAACCGAAGAUGAUAAGAAACGGAUAGAUGUCCCAUUUUUCAGCUUGAAAAGCAUACUAAUCGCUACAGACAAAUUCUCAGAUGCAAACAGGCUUGGUCAAGGAGGAUUUGGCCCUGUUUAUAAGGGUAUUUUCCCUCAAGGACAAGAAAUGGCAGUGAAAAGGUUAUCAAGUCAUUCUAGUCAAGGUGCUGAAGAAUUUAAAAAUGAAGUAAUGUUAAUUGCCAAGCUUCAACACAGAAAUUUAGUGAGGCUUUUGGGCUACUGCAUCGAGGCAAACGAAAAGAUUUUAUUGUAUGAAUAUAUGCCUAACAAAAGCUUAGACACCUUCAUAUUUGAUCAUACUCUUCGCCAGUUAUUGGAUUGGAAGACCCGAUUCGAUAUUAUCUUGGGUAUUGCUCGGGGGAUUCUUUAUCUACACCAUGACUCAAGGUUACGUAUCAUUCACAGAGAUCUAAAGACAAGCAAUAUCCUAUUAGAUGAAGAGAUGAACGCCAAAAUAUCAGAUUUUGGUUUGGCGAGGAUAGUUGAAGGCAAAAGUAUAGAGGCUAACACGGAAAAAGUGGCGGGAACUUAUGGCUAUCUGUCACCAGAAUAUGCAUUGGAAGGACUGUUUUCAAUCAAGUCUGAUGUUUUUGCCUUUGGGGUGGUUGUGCUUGAAAUCAUUAGUGGGAAGAGAAACCUGGAACUUUUUGAAGCCACAAACCUCUUGGGUCAUGCUUGGAAACUUUGGAUGGAAAACAAGGCAUUGGACCUGAUGGAUCCAAUACUAGAGGAUACAUGCAUUGAAAAGGAAGCAUUGAAGUGCAUUAAUGUUGCACUUUUAUGUGUGCAAGAAGAUUCAGGUGGUCGCCCCACCAUGUCAAAUGUGAUCAUUAUGCUUGGGAGUGAAACCAUUACUCUUCCAAGACCUAAUCAACCAGCUUUUGUCACACGAAGAAACACCGCUAGCAUGUCUUCCUCCUCUUCUCGUAACCCUGCACACAGUAGCUCCAUCAAUGAGUUGACCAUCACUGUUGGACAAGGCCGAUGAUGUAUAAUUAAUUAGUUCAUCAAUUGUUUUUCUUGUAAAUGCAAGAUCAGUCGUUCAAAGAUUUGAACGCUAUUUAACCUGUGAGUGUGAAUCUUGAUUCUGCAACAUUAUAUUAUGCGCAGAAUUACAAUUGUAGUUGCUGUAAUAAUGGUGAAACACGAACUGCUUAAUUAUAAUACAUUCUUCA